AUGCCUAAGGAGCCCAAGCACAGCCUCGCAGCUCGCGCGCGGGUCCAAGACGCCCAUCAGCAGGGGGUGGACUGGGAACUUGUCGUCAAGCACAAUGGCAUCCCCCGGACUACUGCUCGCCGCAUCGUCAUGAGCGGGAGCCCGGAGGUGAAGCAGCGCGGCGGCUCUCGGGCGGCGAACAUCAAGUGCACCCCAGAGAUUGAGGCGGCGCUGGUCGCCUAUGUAGUCUAG
Molecule: messenger RNA, 231 nt
Organism: Phytophthora sojae
Lineage: Eukaryota; Oomycota; Peronosporomycetes; Peronosporales; Peronosporaceae
Exons: 1
Coding region: 1-231 (76 amino acids)
Source: RefSeq, a predicted model, not a curated record